Calidris pugnax (ruff) is the source of this 4341-nucleotide messenger RNA. RefSeq names its product glioma tumor suppressor candidate region gene 1 (gene BICRA). The transcript has 11 exons. Lineage: Eukaryota; Metazoa; Chordata; Aves; Charadriiformes; Scolopacidae. The record is from RefSeq and is a predicted model, not a curated record. Gene Ontology annotation, biological process: positive regulation of DNA-templated transcription. Gene Ontology annotation, cellular component: SWI/SNF complex. The annotation marks the transcript as partial.
GUUGACAUGGAUGAUGAAGACGGCCGGUGCCUGCUAGAUGUAAUUUGCGACCCACAGGCCUUGAACGAUUUUUUACAUGGAUCCGAAAAGAUUGACAGUGAUGAUCUCCUGGACAACACAGGAGAUGCAGCCAGUGCCUUUUUUGAAGGUGCUGGGUUGCACGUCCAGGAGGCCUCGGGCAACCACCUGAGCACGGAGCAGAGCCAACCCCCCGCCAGCGUGGACCUGGAUUUUUUAGAAGAUGACAUUUUGGGGUCCCCCUCGGGCGGCGGGACCAACCUGCAGAACUCGGACCAACCCUGCGACAUCCUCCAGCAGAGCCUGCAGGAGGCCAACAUCACCGAGCAGACCUUGGAGGCCGAGGCCGAGUUGGAUUUGGGGUCCUUCCAGCUGCCCACCCUCCAACCCGUGGUGCAGACGGCGUCCGAUGGCACCCCCCAGAUCUUCUCCGGCGGGGCGGACCUCAUCGGCCUUCAGCCCCCCGCCGUCCUCACCCACCAGGCCUUGGUGCAACAGUCGGUGGGGGCCGACGUGGUCAACAAGGCCAUCAGCGUCCAACCCUUCCUCCAGCAGGUGGGGUUGGGCAACGUCACCAUCCAACCCAUCUCCAACCUGCAGGGUUUGCCCAACGGGAGCCCCAGCGGGACCUUGGGGAUCGGGCCCAUCCAGGUGGUGGGACAACAGGUGAUGGCCAUCAACCAAUCGGGCCAGCAGAUCAUCGCCAAGCAGGUCCAACCCUCCCAGGUGGCCACCAUGCCCGUGGGCAGCUACAUCACCCAACCGGCGCCCGAGCAGCAGCAGGUCACCUUGGCUUCCACGGGGGUGUCUCCUCAAAGCGCCGGGUUGGUCAUCCAGAAGAACUUGCCCACGGUGGCCACCACCACGCUCAACGGCAACUCCAUGUUCGGCAGCGUGGCCGGGACUCAAGGUUCCCAACCCCUCACCGUCACCUCCAACUUGAGCAGCCCUUUGGUCCAAGCCCAAAACGUCAUCAUCCACCGCACGCCCACCCCCAUCCAACCCAAACCCGCCGGCGUCCUCCAGCAGAAGCUCUACCAGAUCACCCCCAAACCCUUCUCCUCCAACAACACCACCCUCACCAUCCAGAACGAAGCCGCCCUCCAGCAGCAGAAGGCCCAGCAGAACCUCACCUUCAUGGCCGGCAAACCCGGCCAGAACGUGGUCCUCUCGGGCUUCCCCCAAGGGCUCCCGGCCAACGUCUUCAAGCAGCCACCACCCCAACAGCAGGCCCUCAACAAGCCCAUGAGCGUCCACCUCCUCAACCAGGGCAGCAGCAUCGUCAUCCCGGCCCAGCACGUCCCCCAGGCCAUGCUCCAAGGUCAAAACCAGUUCCUCCUCCCCGGCCAACUGGCCGGCGCCUCGGCCGUCCAGCUCCCCCAGCAGCUCUCGGCUCUUCAGGCCAACAUGGGUGGGCAGAUCUUGACCACCUCCCACCCAACCGGCCAAGCCCACAUCAUCACUAGCCAAGGACCCGGUGGCCAGUUGAUAACCAACCAAGCGUUGCCGGCCCAGAUCCUCACCAACCAGAACAUCGCCGGGCAGUUGAACCUGGGCCAGGUCCUCACCUCGCAGAACGCCCACGGCACGGCCCACAUCCUCUCGGCCCCCAUCCAACUCCAACCGGGUCAAGUUGGCCAACCGGCUCUUUUCCAGAUGCCCGUUUCCUUGGCGGGCAGUUUGACCACCCAAAGCCAACCUUCUGUAGCCGCGUCUUUGGGUCAAACUGGCCAAACGGUCAUCCAAGGGGUGACCUUGCCCAACCAGGUGGCCAUGCUCAACCCCGCCGAGAACCUGGGCCAGGCCGUCAGCAUCCAGGCCUCGGCCACCACCAGUAGCCAAAGUCCCGGCCUCGUCCAACCCCAACCCGCUUCCGGGGGCAACCUCUUGCCCAGUACGGACCAGUCCUCCAUCCUCACCGUCCAGACGGCCUCCCAGCAGCCCGCCCAGCUCCAGCUCAACGUCCCACCACCCCCACCGCCGCCCUCCCAGCAACCGGGGACUUCCCAGCCCAGUCCCAGUUUGGCUUCCAGCCCGGAGAAGAUCAUCCUGGGGCAAGCGGCGGCCACCGGAGCCGUCAUCAACCAGGACUCCAUGCAGAUGUUCCUCCAGCAGCCUCCUCAGGUGGUGGCCACCGUCUUCUCAGCCCCAUCAGGUGGUGGCCAUUGUCUUCUCAGCCCCAUCAGGUGGUGGCCACCAUCAUUGCAGCCUCCUCAGAUGGUGGCCACCAUCAUUGCAGUCCCAUCAGGUGGUGGCCACCGUCUUAUCAACCUCAUCAGGUGGUGGCCAUUGUCUUACCGGCCUCCUCAGUCCCAUCAGGUGGUGGCCAUCAUGUUUGCAGCCUCCUCAGGUGGUGGCCAUCAUCUUAUCAGCCUCCUCAGGUGGUGGCCAUCAUCUUAUCAGCCUCCUCAGGUGGUGGCCACCGUGUUUGCAGCCUCCUCAGGUGGUGGCCAUUGUCUUAUCAACCCCAUCAGGUGGUGGCCAUUGUCUUACCGGCCUCCUCAGUUGGUGGCCACCGUCAUUGCAGCCCCUUCUGGUGGUGGCCACCGUCAUUGCAGCCUCCUCAGGUGGUGGCCACCAUCAUUGCAGUCCCCUCAGGUGGUGGCCACUGUGUUUGCAGCCCCCUCUGGUGGUGGCCAUUGUCUUCUCAGCCCCAUCAGGUGGUGGCCAUUGUCUUCUCAGCCCCAUCAGGUGGUGGCCACUGUUGUAUCAGCCCCAUCAGGUGGUGGCCACCAUCAUUGCAGUCCCAUCAGGUGGUGGCCACCGUCUUAUCAGCCCCCUCUGGUGGUGGCCACCAUCAUUGCAGCCCCAGCAGGUGGUGGCCACUGUUGUAUCAGCCCCAUCAGGUGGUGGCCACCGUCAUUGCAGUCCCAUCAGGUGGUGGCCACCGUCUUAUCAGCCCCAUCAGGUGGUGGCCACCGUCAUUGCAGUCCCAUCAGGUGGUGGCCACCGUCUUAUCAGCCCCUGACCUUGCCCAACCAGGUGGCCAUGCUCAACCCCGCCGAGAACCUGGGCCAGGCCGUCAGCAUCCAGGCCUCGGCCACCACCAGUAGCCAAAGUCCCGGCCUCGUCCAACCCCAACCCGCUUCCGGGGGCAACCUCUUGCCCAGUACGGACCAGUCCUCCAUCCUCACCGUCCAGACGGCCUCCCAGCAGCCCGCCCAGCUCCAGCUCAACGUCCCACCACCCCCACCGCCGCCCUCCCAGCAACCGGGGACUUCCCAGCCCAGUCCCAGUUUGGCUUCCAGCCCGGAGAAGAUCAUCCUGGGGCAAGCGGCGGCCACCGGAGCCGUCAUCAACCAGGACUCCAUGCAGAUGUUCCUCCAGCAGGUGGUGGCCACCGUCUUCUCAGCCCCAUCAGGUGGUGGCCACCGUCUUCUCAGCCCCAGCAGGUGGUGGCCACCAUCAUUGCAGCCCCAUCAGGUGGUGGCCACCAUCAUUGCAGUCCCAUCAGGUGGUGGCCACCGUCUUCUCAGCCCCAUCAGGUGGUGGCCACCAUCAUUGCAGCCUCCUCAGAUGGUGGCCACCAUCAUUGCAGUCCCAUCAGGUGGUGGCCACCGUCUUCUCAGCCCCAUCAGUUUCCUGGAGCAGCUCCACAAGCAGCAGGGCGCCGUGCUGCACCCCGACUACAAAACCUCCUUCCGCUCCUUCCAGGACGCCCUCCAGCGCCUCCUGCCCUACCACGUCUACCAGGGGGUGCUCCCCUCCGCCCACGACUACCGCAAGGUGGAUGAAGAGUUCGAAGCGGUGUCCACCCAGCUGCUGAAGCGCACCCAAGCCAUGCUCAACAAGUACCGGCUGCUGCUCUUGGAGGAGUCUCGGCGAGUCAGUCCCUCCGCGGAGAUGGUGAUGAUCGACCGCAUGUUCAUCCAGGAGGAGAAGACCAUGUUGGCGUUGGACAAGCAGUUGGCCAAGGAGAAACCAGACGAGUACGUCUCCUCUUCCUCCCGCUCGCAGAACCUCUGCUCCUCCUCCUCUUCGUCCUCCUCUUCCUCCUCCUCCUCCUCCUCUUCCUCCUCCUCCUCCGCCGCCGCCGCCUCGGUGACCCCCGUCGUCCUCCCCGGCCCCGCGCCCACCUCGGAGAACCUCAAAUCUCCUCCGGUUCCUGCGGUUCCUGCGUUGCAUCCCACCAAACUGGUGAUCAAACACGGGGGAGGGGGGUCCCCUUCGGUCACUUGGGCCAAGGCUUCUCCCCUGGGGGGGGACGGGGGGGAGGAGGAGACCCUCCCCUCCCGUAACAAACCCCCCAUCAAGACCUACGAAGCCCGAAGCCGCAUCGGCCUCAAGUUGAAGAUCAAACAAGAAGCUGGUUUGAGCAAAGUG